Messenger RNA from Mucor mucedo, 933 nucleotides. RefSeq names its product Alpha/Beta hydrolase protein. NCBI's taxonomy places the organism in Eukaryota, Fungi, Mucoromycota, Mucoromycetes, Mucorales, Mucoraceae. Bases 1 to 933 code for a protein of 310 amino acids. The record is from RefSeq and is a predicted model, not a curated record. Gene Ontology annotation, biological process: glycerolipid catabolic process. The transcript has 3 exons. Gene Ontology annotation, molecular function: triacylglycerol lipase activity.
AUGUCUGAACAAUAUUUGCAGGUAAACGGCGCCAAUCUUUGUUACGAGGUUGAAGGAAGCGGUCCUUAUAUUGUAUUUGUCGCUGGUGGAAACGGUGGCCACCGGUUGUUUAAACGAAUUCGGGAUCUCUUAGUAAAACAUUUUACUGUUGUCUUGUACGAUCGGCGUGGUUAUUUUCGAAGCGAGCUUACAGGUCCUCAAGAUUAUACUAGAGUUAUUGAUGAUAACGUUGACGAUCUUUACAGCCUAAUGAAACAUGUUACAAAUGAGAAGUUUAUAAUUUUUGGUAUUAGUGCAUCAGGUCCCAUAGUGUUCAGAUAUUUGGUCAAUUACCCUGAAACAGUUUCUACAAUGUUCAUACAUGAGCCGUUUUGGUAUCUCCAAAACUAUUCAAAGACGAAACAGGUCCAAGACUUUCAUUAUCUUCUGUAUAGAGUGUUCCAUUACGAAGAUAGAAACGCUAGUAUGAAAUUACUUGGUAAGAGCAUUUUUAAUGAACUGGAUUAUCAGAUUUUAGUUCGCAAUCAAAGAAAUGACAAGACGAACAACUGGAGCUACUGGCUUGAGCAUGAAUGCUGUGAAAGUCCGUUCGUAAAACUAGAUAUGGAUCUGGUAAAAGUUCAUAAAAACAAGCUAAUAUUUUUGCGUGGUGAAGAAUCAAACGGAUUUUCUAUAUCCGAACCAGGAGCCUUCAUUGCAAAAACCUUAGGAAAAGAUACAUAUCUUUUACCCGGUGGUCAUAUUGGGUUUUAUACUCACUCCGAAGCCUUUGCCGUAGAUUUUAUUAACCUUUGCCAAGAAAGUACACGGUCUCGAAAAAAAAAGGCUUUAGGAACAGUAAAUAUAAUUGAUGGCAUUAAUAUUAUUGCCAAAAAAUCACGGGGUAUUCUUGGCGCACCUGCUGGCGCACCCAAAUCGGGCUUUAAAGUAUAA